Molecule: messenger RNA, 3372 nt
Organism: Amoebophrya sp. A120
Lineage: Eukaryota; Dinophyceae; Syndiniales; Amoebophryaceae
Source: the annotation of a GenBank genome assembly
UAUUACUUAAGCAUGGACUUUGUUUGCGUCUGAUGAUCUCCGACACUGUAGAAGUGACCAGAAUUACAUUGCAGUUGCAUAGUGAAAGAUACCGAACAUCGCACCAUCAUUCAACAAUCGCACAGACCGAUCUAUCAGCGCUUUCCUCCACUUCAAUUUGAUUUACUCCUGUCUCCGCCGGUAUAUUGAAAUCGAAGAUUGAAUAUAAGUAUAACCCAUGACGCGAAGAAAAAACCCAAAAAGACAUGAUGACCCCAUUGUGUCUGCGACUCCGGAUGCAGUGUCUGCUGUGUGUGGGCGCUUUUGUUCGUGGUCCGGCGGGGCAUGACCCGGUGGAAAAGCAUCGACGAACGGUCCGGUGGCUGCUGGUCGGGGUCCUGGUGUAUGCUUUCUCCGGCGUGCUGCUUGGGCUGCUCCUCCGCGCCGACUACUUUCUGUUCAACGUUCAUUUCGACCUGUUCUUCUUCGUGUGCGGGAUUUUCUUCAUGCAGCAGGAUCCGUUUUUUAGGCCCUGCCACCGGUCUUUGAGCUGUCCGCGGAGGACUCCGCGGGAGUUGAAUCACUUCCUCUGCCCCUUCACCGCGUGGUUCGGCUACUUUUUCGCUCUCGUCAUCUGCGGCUGCUGGUUCAUGUUUAACCUACAACUGGUGGUGAGCACCAUGCAGCCAGCCUACACGAACGUGUCCGAAGGGUUGACCUUCAUCAGGCUUUCUAUCGCAGAGGAGCACCAGAAGCACAAAGAACUUGAUGACGCAGAGCCCGUCAUGCAGCUUCUUCAUUACGUUGUGGUGGCGGACAACGGGGAAGAUUAUGGAACGGCUCCUGAGCAGGAUGAAAGUGAUGUUAGAACAGAGAAAAAACCGGAAGAUUCGGGGGAAGUGCGCGGUGCUGAGACCGCGGAACGACUUUCAUCUGCGAGCGCAGCAACUCUCGUGCGACAAGAAAUGCAGCACACACCAGUGAGUCAGAGUCACGAUGUUGAUGAAGUGGGGGAAAUAGUCCCCCAGACGGCCGCCGCCGAUAAAUUUCUUGGGCCAAUAGAAAGCGACCCAGCUCAGGUUGCUGAAGAAAACAGAAAUAGAAAAGAUGCAGAUGGAGUUCGCGAUGAUAAUACCGUGGGCCGUACCCCUGGAGAGCACAGCAGCGCAGAACAAGGUCAAGCUGCACAUCAAAACGCCGCAAAAACAAAAACGGCAACGCGGUGGCAAGCUGUCUAUGGCUACGAUCCCCGACUGCGAUUCGCGCACUCGGCGCAGUGGCUGGAGCGGCAUAGAAAGUCACCGGGAUGGCUGGAGGCACAGCUGCGCACAAUGAAUUUAGCCCAAAGGGAAAAGCUUGAGCAGCAUUUUGAAGACCAACAAACCGCGCUGUUCUGCUUCAUAAUUUACUUCGUCAUUCGUGGACUCUUGCAGCUUUUGACGGGCAAGUACAGCUGGACCCUCACCUUAUCAAAUGUAAAAAUGUCUGGGUCUGGAAGAAUCAUGCUGUUUUUGCAUGACACAGAAGGUCUGGCAUGGAAGCUCUAGCAUCACAGGUUUCUAGAACCUUCCGCAAUGCCGAAUCCGCAUGACAAGCCCCCUAUUUUGCUGACAAAAGGUGGGAGCUUUUGCUACGUAUGCAUGAGAGAUUUUUCUGUGUUCUGAAAUACGCAUUACAAGUUGCAUUCUUCCAGACCCAGACAUUUUUACAUUUGAUACACCUCCACUGAGUUACAGUUUGGCCUGCGCGACUUCUGGCUACCUCCCACAGACCGCCGCGGAGGUGGUCCUAUGAAUGUAGAAUUGGAAAGAGGCCGCGAGGGCAACAGGUUUUUCACGAACGCUCGGCUCCUGCACGAUUCUACUACCAACUCUCCAAUCGCUCGAAUGGUGAGCAACGCGGUGGGAACAGGAGGCGGCCUGCAACACCCUCGUCUUCCGCAAACAAACCGAAUUCUGCAUUUUCAAGGACCAGCAUUUACACUUGAGCAAGAUCAUGAGGAUAGCGCGGACGACGACGACGACGACGGUGGUAGCGAAGCGACGUUCAAAGGGGUGGGGGCACACCGCGCGGUAGAAGUUGCGUCUCCUAGUACAUAUCUUGUACAGCAGCACACAUCUCCUUCGAUGGUGUCACGACCCUCUUAUCCGCCGGGGCAGCAGACGAUGCGCGAACAAGUAGAUGCAAGAAGCGGUGCGGAAAUUAUGAAUGCGGAAGACAAAAAUGCAAUCAUGUCCGGUACUACUGGAGAAGCUGCCACAGUGAGUAGUUCUUGUGCCGGUCCACAGAAAGAGUGUGAAUCUGAUCCGGCUCUGCAAGCGCAACGACCGUCGUCUCCGCGCAGGUCGUGUUCGGAGAAAGGAGCGCAGAUGAUGUUUCUGCCCAUUGUGGACGCGCAAAAGAAGUAUGCUUUCACAUUCGCGCAGAAGCCAAUCGCAGAACCAGAAGCAGGGUCCAUUAUUAACCCAGAUGGUCCUCCUCGUCCGGCCUUCGUGCCCACGACAGAUUUGGACCUUCCCCCCGCUGAAGAUCCCGGACUACCGGUUCCGCAAGGCGGUACGAAACAGGACACGCAGCUGUCCCAUGGAACGAAAAUGGAGCCUGACCUACGUGACGCAUGGCAGCUGGAAAAGAUGGAGGGCGACGGGCCGGCUGAGGAGGUGAUUUCGACGAGAGCUACAGAAUUGGACCAGGCCAACGGAAGAUUCGGUACAACACGCUCACCAGAUAUUGAUGAUGAAGAAGUGCAAGGUACUAAUGAACUGCACGCACCUACCGCAAAAGAAGUAGUGGCUGACGUUACGGAUGGUGGCAACGCGGCUGUUCCUGUCGCCGCUCCUCCUGAAGAUGCGAUGGAAAAUGCACAAAUGAAAGCGAACAGGGAUGACGCACCUGUUGUGGAUGCAGGCGAUGAUAUCAACAGCGGCGAGCAGCAAUACCAAUGCGAACGACCCAGCAGUGCCUUAGGAGCGGGCGGGGAGCGUUUCAGAAUCCUCUCAAGGUUUCUGCAGACUCCGGCGUCAAUAGCAAGCUCACCGGCGACGCAACAAUCGCCGCACUGAUGUUGCGUAAGCACGUUUAUCGUCAUUCUCUGAAAGUGACAUUCUGCGUCGUGGCCUCUGAGUAGGCCUUUGCAUCACAGACAUCAACGUUAUCAUUCAUCAUCAGGUGGCUCAGUGACUUAGAAGCAUUAUCGCUUUACAAGACUGAUCAAUUUUCUCGAGUAGCACGCGAAAAACAAGUACCGUACGCAUUUACGUGGUUGAGCUUGAAGCAAAAACUCUCUUGGACCCGCGGAUGAGAACAAGAAGAUUUACCCAAAAUGAAAAUCAAUAAAAUUGACAUUGACGAAGAUCCCAAAAAUCGGUGUUGACCGCAAAAGAAAAUUAUUGU